GUCCUUACUAGCAGUCUCUGUGUAUAUUCUGGUGCAGAGUGAGUGAGUUCAGAGUAACGCUGGAUCAUCUCGACCUCUCCUGUCCUGACACUCUUUUAUUAUAUACUUAUUUAUUUUAUUAUUGCAUUCCUCACUCCAAUGGGAGAUUAAACACAAAGACAAGAUGUUAGAUGAGAUUUAGUUAGAGUCACAUUAAUCAUGUGACUCUUGAGCUUUCUUUAUUACUCCAGAUUGAGGUGUCUUGAGAAGGAUGAUGCUCUAUUAAGGAUUAAUAGUCAGUUCAUGACUUGGACCUCUGGACUGGACAUCAUGGUUCUCCUGGGUUCUCAAAUGUGAACGAGCUUAAAAGAGCCAGCAUCCUCAUCUCAGUAGAGGGUGGACGAGUGAUUUAAAGAAUCAUGGGGAACGCUUCAGGUGGCAUGGAGGUGUCAUCCAGCCGAGAAGUGAAAGGGGCCCAAAACUCGUCCAGCCUCGGCGGCUUCAAACAACCUCCUGGACCUAAACUGCCCCUGCCUUCAGAGGAGGAGCUGGAGGAGAGGUUUAGCUCAGUGCUGAACUCCAUGAACCUGCCUCCUGAUAAAGUGAAACUGCUCCUCCAGUACAACAGUGAGAAGAAGUGGGAGUUAGUCUGUGACCAGGAGCGCUUUCAGGUUAAAAAUCCACCAUCAGCCUACGUGCAGAAACUCAAGAGCUUUUUAGAGCAAGGAGGCAGCAGGAAGUUUAAGAGACGUGUACAAGAGGCCACACAAGUCCUGAGAGAGCUGGAAAUAUCCUUAAGGACCAAUCAUAUUGGGUGGGCUCAAGAAUUCCUCAAUGAGGAGAACAAGGGGUUAGAUGUUCUAGUUGAGUAUCUUUCCUUCGCCCAGCGCGCCGUGCCGUACGACCUGGAAUCCACGGAUAGCGGGAGCUUUGAAGAAAAAUCGGCAGAAGAUGGGACAUUGAGUGCAACUAACUCUCCUACCCACAAUUCCUCAAACCCCAACCGUUCCUAUGCAGCACGAUUGAACUCUUUCCCCAGCAGGAAAGCUCUGAGCAACUCACGCCUACUCAAUCAGAAAGACCACCUGCACCUCUGCAUCAUGUGCCUCCGGGCCAUCAUGAACUACCAGUCAGGGUUUAAUCAGGUGAUGAACCAUCCGAACUGUGUCAAUGAGAUCACACUGAGCCUCAACAACAAUAACGCCAGAACUAAAGCCUUGGUUCUGGAGCUGCUGGCUGCUGUGUGUUUCGUCCGAGGAGGUCACAACAUCAUCCUCUCAGCUUUCAACAACUUUAAAGAGGUGUGUGGAGAGAAGAGCCGCUUCGAGAAGCUGAUGGCCUACUUCCGUAACGAGGACAGUAACAUCGACUUCAUGGUGGCGUGCAUGCAGUUUAUCAAUAUUGUGGUGCAUUCUGUAGAAAACAUGAACUUCAGAGUUCACCUGCAGUACGAAUUCACACAGCUGGGACUGGACGAUUACCUGGAGACAUUAAAAGUGAGUGAAAGUGAGCGAUUACAGGUACAGAUCCAGGCGUAUCUGGAUAACUUGUUCGAUGUUGGAGCCUUGCUAGAGGAUGCAGAGACCAAAAAUGCCUUACUGGAGCAUCUAGAGGAAGUCCAGCAGAAUAACACAGAGUUAAGCAGCAGGCUGCAGGAGUGUGAGAACGAAGCAAUGGAGAAAGUGUCGAAUCUGGAGAGAGAGCUUAUCCAAACCACUAAGGAAGUGGAACUCUUAAAGGAGAGCCUCCGGGAAUCAUGCUCUCAGAUCUCCACCCUGCAGCAGCGAGAGCGAGAACGAGAGAUGUCCAGAGAGCUGGAGAGGGAGAGAGAGAGGGACCGAGAGCGGUUAUCGAGAGCGCUCGAGCUGAAGGUCCAGUCCCUCGUGGAGCAGGGGAUCAUCCAGAUGCAGCGCUCCGAGUCUGGGUCCGUGGAACUGAACGUCAUAAACAAGGCCGGAAACACACAGCUACGUCACACAAGUGAAGUCAAGGAGAAGAUUAUUGAAGCAAACCUUCCCGUGAGUGCAUCCAGUGCACAGUCUCAACCUUCACCUCCAACUCCGCCCCCACCGCCAGCCCCUGCUCCUCCCCCACCGCCUCCUCCCCCACCUCCUCCCCCUCUGAACACCUUAGGAACAGUUAUGAGGGAUAAGAAACCGAUCCAGACGAAAUACCGCAUGCCGCUUUUUAACUGGCAGACUUUAAAGGAUGAGCAGGUCGCUGGAACCGUCUUCACCGAGCUGGAUGAUGAAAACAUUUUAGCAGAGCUGGACAUGGACACUUUCGAGGAGCUCUUCAAGACAAAAGCUCAGUCUCCUCCCACCAACGUCAACACUCUGAGAAUGAAAGUGGCGCGAAAAUCUUCCAGUAAAAUCUCCCUGCUGGAACCGAACCGAGCCAAAAACCUGGCAAUAACUCUACGCAAAGGAGGCAUGGAUGCCAGCCAGAUCUGCACUGCCAUUGAGACGUAUAAUCUGAAGGCAUUAAGUCUGGAUUUUCUGGAGCAGUUAGAGCGUUUCGUCCCAUCCGACUACGAGCUGAAGAUGAUCCAGAAUUACGAGCACGAUGGCCGCUCCGUGCUGGAGCUCUCUGAGGAAGACCGCUUCAUGGCCCAGUUUGGGAAAAUCCCACGACUCUGUCGGCGAAUCAACACGCUCACGUUCAUGGGGAACUUCAACGAGAGCGUCCAGCUCCUGAAGCCACAACUGAACGCCAUCAUUGCUGCAUCCAUGUCCAUUAAAUCCUCCGGGAAACUGAAGAAGAUUCUGGAGAUCAUUCUUGCAUUCGGGAACUAUAUGAACAGUGGCAAGAGAGGCGCGGUUUAUGGCUUCCGCCUCCAGAGUCUCGAUCAGCUCCUGGACACAAAGUCGACAGAUCGCAGACAGACACUGCUGCACUUCCUGGUCAGCAUCAUACAGGAGAAAUUCCCACAUCUACACACCUUUCAUACUGAGCUGCACUUCAUGGACAAAGCAGCAAUGGUCUCCCUGGACAGCAUUUUGUUAGACGUCCGUGCCCUCGAGAAAGGAAUGGAAGUGACCCGGAAGGAGUUUGAGGAACAAAAAGACAAUUUGAUCCUAAAGGACUUCCUGUCCAACAACAGCAGUCUGAUGGACACUGUGGUUAAAGACGCAAAUACCGCCCAGGAGGUGUAUGAAUCAGUGGUGGAGUACUUUGGAGAGAAUCCCAAAACCACUCCCCCUUCUAUGUUCUUCCUAAUAUUCAUUAGGUUCAUUAAAGCUUAUAAGACGGCUGAACAGGAGAAUGAGCAGAGGAAGAGAGACAGCUUCAUGGGAGACGAUGCAAGCAAAGGGACGGCCAUGCUGGAUGCCGACAAAAGUGGAAGCAACCAGAUGCCCAUGAUGCCACGCUUGGCACAGGUGGACCUGAUAGCAGAGCUGAAGCGAAGACAGGUGUCCCCUCUGAUGCGUGAGGGCAAGGACGGCACCAUUGAGGACAUCAUCACAGCUUUGAAAGCUGUUCCUUUCACGGCUCGUUCAGGGAAGCGCUCGUCCCGGCUGCUCUCUGACUCCAACUUCAAUGAUUUGAGUCCUUCAUAGACUCCUUUCUCUCUUUCUCUCUUUCUCUGGUCUGAGAAAUCAACCCUACAUAAGAGCUGACGGAGCGAGACGCAGCUACAAAUGGAAACCAGCACAGAAGCUCCAAGUGUCUUCAGAUAUCUCUCUCUAACACACCCACGCAAACACACACACACAAACACACAGAGGCAUGCACAAAUGCAGAGAACUUGUAUCAACAAUCAGGAUUUGUCAAAGGCAUGGUCAGAGAUUGAUCAUUCUGACUCUUGCAUGAACAGGAUUUUAAUCUGUUGUAUGUAAACCAGCGCAUUGUGAUCAUCACGCUUGGGAAGAUUCAGUCCUGAUUCUGCUGAACAUUAAUGCUUCAAGAUAUUUUCAAUAACAUCUGCUUAUGUUCUGGUUGGAAUGUGUUUUAUAGUGGGGAACUGUUGCUUUAUGUACAUGUAAACUUAUUAAUCAAUAAAACGCAUCUGAUUACACAGAGU
This is a messenger RNA of Hemibagrus wyckioides, 4003 nucleotides long. It is a transcript of the gene fmnl1b, whose product is annotated as formin-like 1b. Bases 399 to 3539 code for a protein of 1046 amino acids. The record is from RefSeq and is a predicted model, not a curated record. Lineage: Eukaryota; Metazoa; Chordata; Actinopteri; Siluriformes; Bagridae. Gene Ontology annotation, molecular function: small GTPase binding; actin filament binding. The transcript has 27 exons. Gene Ontology annotation, cellular component: cytosol. Gene Ontology annotation, biological process: regulation of cell shape; cortical actin cytoskeleton organization; cell migration.